AUGCCGCGAGAGAUCAUCACCCUCCAAGCCGGCCAAUGCGGCAACAGCGUCGGCUCCCAAUUCUGGCAACAGCUCUGCCUCGAACAUGGCAUCAAUAGCGACGGCCACCUCGAGCCCUUCGCGACAGAAGGCGGCGACCGCAAAGACGUCUUCUUCUACCAGUCCGACGACACGCGCUACAUCCCGCGCGCCAUCCUUCUAGACCUCGAACCGCGGGUGUUAGAUGGAAUUAAGUCAGGGCCGUACAAAAAUAUCUACAAUCCGGAGAACUUCUAUGUGCACAAGGGCGGGACGGGGGCGGGGAAUAAUUGGGCGGCCGGGUAUGCGAUGGGCGGGCAGGUGGAGGAGGAGGUGUUGGAUAUGAUUGAGCGGGAGGCGGAUGGAAGUGAUAGUUUGGAGAGGCAGGGCUUCAUGCUGCUCCAUUCAAUUUCUGGCGGUACUGGCUCUGGACUCGGAUCUUUCUUCCUGGAGCGGCUCAACGACCGCUUCCCGAAGAAGCUGAUACAGACAUACUCCGUCUUCGAAGACUCGCAGAACGCUGGAAACGUGGUGGUGCAUCCCUACAACUCCCUACUUGCGCUUCGACGACUGACACAAAAUGCCGACUCCGUGGUCGUUCUCGACAACGGCGCCCUUGCCCGCAUGGCGGCCGAUACCCUUCACAUUCAAGAACCGUCCUUCCAGCAAACGAACCGCCUUGUUAGUACUGUGAUGUCCGCGUCCACCAAUACAUUGCGAUAUCCGGGAUACAUGCACAAUGACUUGGUCGGCAUUGUGGCCAGCCUCAUCCCCACGCCGCGUUGUCACUUCCUGCAGACGAGCUAUACGCCUUUUACGGGAGACAAUGUCGAGGCGGCGAAAACCGUGCGCAAGACAACUGUCCUGGACGUGAUGAGAAGAUUACUACAGCCGAAGAACCAGAUGGUGUCUACGAAGCCAAGCAAAACGAGCUGCUAUAUCUCGAUUCUCAACAUCAUCAUGGGCGAAGCUGACCCUACAGACGUCCACAAAUCCCUCCUCCGGAUCCGCGAACGCAACCUCGCAAACUUCAUCCCCUGGGGCCCCGCAUCCAUCCAAGUUGCCCUCACCCGCACAUCCCCCUACCUCCACCCGCCCUACUCCUCUCGCACCCCACCGCGGGUCUCCGGCCUCAUGUUGGCGAACCACACCGGCAUCGCCACGCUCUUCAAACGCACCAUUUUCCAGUACGAGCGAUUGCGGAAGCGGAACGCUUUUCUUGAGCAGUAUAAACGGGAAGAGCCUUUCCGCGAUGGUUUGGGGGAGUUUGAUGAGGCGAGGGAGGUGGUGGGGGAGCUGGUGAGGGAGUAUGAGGAGGCGGAGAGAGCGGAUUAUUUGAACCCGGGGAAGGGUGAGGAGGCGGAGGCGGGUGCGGAUGGGAGGACGGAUGGUGUUACUGGGAGAUGA
Saxophila tyrrhenica is the source of this 1425-nucleotide messenger RNA. RefSeq names its product gamma-tubulin (gene TUB4). Bases 1 to 1425 code for a protein of 474 amino acids. Gene Ontology annotation, molecular function: GTP binding; structural constituent of cytoskeleton. Gene Ontology annotation, biological process: mitotic spindle organization; cytoplasmic microtubule organization; microtubule nucleation. The transcript has 5 exons. Gene Ontology annotation, cellular component: spindle pole body; nucleus; microtubule. Lineage: Eukaryota; Fungi; Ascomycota; Dothideomycetes; Mycosphaerellales; Extremaceae. The record is from RefSeq and is a predicted model, not a curated record.